Quercus lobata is the source of this 1260-nucleotide messenger RNA. RefSeq lists its product as uncharacterized. The coding region runs from base 1 to 1260 and encodes 419 amino acids. The transcript has 2 exons. The record is from RefSeq and is a predicted model, not a curated record. NCBI's taxonomy places the organism in Eukaryota, Viridiplantae, Streptophyta, Magnoliopsida, Fagales, Fagaceae. Gene Ontology annotation, molecular function: nucleic acid binding; RNA-DNA hybrid ribonuclease activity.
AUGUGGAAAAAUAUAUGGCAAACAAGGAAUUCCCCACUGGCGCAAGCAAAGUGGCAAGUGGGAAGAGGGGAUAGCAUUAGAUUGAGAGACUCCCUUUGGUACAAGCCAAGGAGUGCUGACCAUUUAGAUCUUCUUCAACUACAGUAUGGUACAGUUAAAGACCUUAUGGAUCCUAUAUCAGGGAACUGGAAUAGCAAUCUGAUUAAUACCGUUUAUAAUAGGACUGAAGCAGAAGCUAUCCUGAGCACGACUUUCUCCAAAUUUGGAAACAUUGAUAAGGUAAUCUGGCCCUUCUCUAGUAGCGGUGAAUACCAAGUGAAAAAGGGCUACAAGAUGUUAAUAGCCUUAAAUCAAGAAAAUGCUAAUCGGUGUCUACUUUCUUGUGGAAAAUUUGUCACCGUACUACCUACAAGAACCGAAUUAGCCAAGAGGCAGAUAAUUACAGAUGAUACUUGUGCGGUUUGUGGAGAAGACCAGGAAACUCUAGAUCACCUGUUCAUGUCAUGUCACUUUGCUAGAGCUAUAUGGUAUGGUGCUGCUCAAGGGCUGAGAACUCAUUUUAUAUACACAACAGAUAUGGCUAACUGGAUGAAGUCACAAAUUGAAAAUUGUAAUAUAAAAAGUCAAGGGGAUAUAGAGAUAUUGACUGAGCAAGGAGCGAUUCUUUGGACAAUUUGGAAGACAAGAAAUAGAGCUAUUUUUGAGAGACUAGAGCCAGACAUCCAUCAAGCUUUGCAUACAUUCCAAAGAUUAAAGAGUGAAUGGAUGCAAGCAAUGACUUCCCAAGAGCAACACUACUUUGACCCACAAGGGAAAAGAUAUUACAAAAAUUUCUCAAACUGUAAGGAAUGGCAGAUUUUAAUUAUCAUAGGAAACAAAAACCUUCACGGCAAUACAAAUUGGGAUGGAGGAGCCUUUGUGAUUAAAAAUCACUUAGGACAGUCCGUCAAGAAGGGAUGUUUCUCAUGGCAUACGAGGAAUAAGAAGACCAGCAAUCUUUUAACUAUUCACGAAGCGCUCUAUACUGCUUGGAAGGAAGGAUAUAGAAAAGCCAUCUUAUUUGUUAGCUCAGAAAAUUUAGUGGAUGAGCUGGCAACCAUAAAUACAAACAACAAGGAAGCAGAGAUUCUCCUAGAAGAUAUCCGAACCGAAAAGAGAAUGUUUCAAAGUCUACAAAUCAAAGUUGCUCAUGAACCCAUAUUCAAGGAAGUCCAGCAAUUGGCGAAGAUGGCAACCCAGUCUUUUAUACACACUCUCUGA